AAAGAGAAGAGAAGAGAAGAGAAGGGAAGAGAAGAAAAGAGUGGGAGAGAGAGACCAACGCUAGAGACAAAAAGGUUUUCCGGAGUUGUUGGGUUACCGGGGUUUUGACAAAAUUGGUGUUGGAGAUUGAGGGAAAAGAGAAAAAGGUGGGAGAGAAGAGGGAGGAGAGAAAUGACGGGAGAAAGGGGGAAAGAGGGAGGCAGAGGAAUGGGUGAUGUGAUGGAAAUAAGGGGCAAAAUUAUGUGGGGGAUAAAAUUUGAAUUGCUAGGUCUCUUGUUAGAUAGAUUUUGUGUAUGUUUUGCAUGCAAUGAGUGUGAUAAGGGUGUGUGUGCUGGGUCUGUUUGUGUGUGUGUGGGUGAGUAGGUGUGUGUCCUUGUGUGUGAAUGUCGAUGUGUGUGUCCAUGUCCUCAGUGUGUAUGUGAUUCGUGUUGAGUGUGUGUUUGUGUUGCGUGUGUGUUGCAGAAAAGAUAAAGAGAAG
Ilex paraguariensis (yerba mate) is the source of this 478-nucleotide messenger RNA. Lineage: Eukaryota; Viridiplantae; Streptophyta; Magnoliopsida; Aquifoliales; Aquifoliaceae. The record is from the annotation of a GenBank genome assembly.